AUGUCCCUGCGCCAAAGCGGGGGGCAGCACAUCCUUCCAGAAGCAGGCCGCGUUCCCAAGCAUUGGCGGGCCCAGCCACGAGCUGCCACGAAGGCUCUGGCUUCCCUGGCGCGCCAAGGAAAGGACGAGGAGUGUCGCGAGCUCUUACGACGAAUGCGGCGGGACGAGGUUGAAACCAACAUCUUCCACUUCAGCAGUGCUAUCAAUGCUUGCGAAAAGGCAGCAAACUGGCGGCUGGCACUGGACACGCUGCACUCCAUGGUUCAGCAUGAGGUGCUUCCCAACUUGAUCAGCUACUGCUCCAGUGUGAGUGCCUGUGAGAAAGCCUCCCAGUGGCCGGCGGCCCUUGACCUUCUUGCAGAGAUGCAGCAGAGGCAGGUCUACCCGAAUGUGAUUGCUUUCAGCUCAGCCAUCAGUGCUUAUGAGAAGGGCGGUGAGUGGCAGCGAGCUCUACAGCUCUUUGGAACAAUGGCCACGAAGAAGGUUACCCAGGAUGUGGUGAGCUAUGGCUCCAUGAUUAGCGCAUUGGCGCAAGGAGGGCAGUGGCGCUUGGCGUUCCACUUGCUCAGUGAUAUGGUGAACGAUCAGAUUACUCCAAAUGUUGUGAGCUACAACAGUGCCAUCAGCGCUUGCGAGAAGGGCCUUGAGUGGAAGUUCGCGUUGCGCUUGCUGCAGUCGAUGUCCGAGGCAUUUGCAUCCCCAGAUGUGGUGAGCUACAGCGCUGCGAUUUCAGCCUGUGCGAAGACAGGCGAAUGGCAGCAUGCCCUUUCUUUGCUGAUGUACAUGGGGCAAAAGAAGGUGGCCCCGAAUACUGUCAGCUUCAAUGCUGCGGUCAGCGCAGCGGAGAAGGUGCAGGACUGGCUGCUGGCACUAGAGCUGAUGAGAGUGAUGCGACGAACAGAGGUUCCUCCGUCUGUGGUUACUUACAGUUCAGCCAUCAGUGCCUGUGAGAAAUCACUGGAGUGGGAAGCAGCACUGGAGUUGAUGAGCCAGAUGCCUGCAGCAAAAGUGGCAGCUAACCAGAUAACCUACAACAGCGCCAUCAGCGCUUGUGAGAUGGGUUGCCAAUGGCGCCUGGCCACUUUUCUCCUAAACCGCAUGCGCGACGUAGCUAUACCUCAGGACGAGCUCAGCUUCAGCGCUGCCAUCAGUGCUUGCUCACGCAGCGGCCGCUGGAGGGAUGCUCUCACGCUGCUUUCAGCACUGCAGCAGCGGGCCGUGCGCUGCGACGCAGUGGCACGGGAUGCAGCCUUGAGGGCCUGUGUCAAGGUGUACCGAUGGCAAGCUGCACUUCUCCUUUUGCAUCUUGUUCCAGACACAGUGAUCGGCUGCAGCCUGGUCAUAGAUGGAUGUGAGGCAGGUGGCUGUGCAGCGCUGAUGCCAAGCUUUAUGGAUAGCCUGGAAAGGCUGUUUAUGUGCCGAGCUAGGCUACUGCACAUGCCGAGCUCGGAUAGCUAG
This is a messenger RNA of Symbiodinium natans, 1458 nucleotides long. The record is from the annotation of a GenBank genome assembly. Lineage: Eukaryota; Dinophyceae; Suessiales; Symbiodiniaceae.